AUAGGGUUGUCCGCCUCCUCUUCCAUAAAAGGUUUCCAAGAUUGUCAUCCCCUGGGGUACCAAGAGCUGAGCAUGCUUUUCUGGCUGUAAAAGAGAGAGACUUCACGCACUAUCUGUGUGCUCAGCCCCAUUACCAGCAGCUCAAGACCCUCUUCUCAGAGAGGCUGGGACACAAGGCAAAAAUGACAGAGACGCUGACACCGGAGCAGAUCACGGAGUACAAAGGCAUCUUUGAGAUGUUUGACGAAGAAGGGAACGGCUUAGUGAAAACAGACGAGCUGGAAAGGCUAAUGAGCUUGAUUGGAAUCAAUCCUACCAAGAGAGAGCUCUCGACGAUGGCCAAAGAUGCGGACAAAGACGGCAAAGGUACUUUCAACUGUGAUGCGUUUCUGGUCCUGAUGGGAAUUUACCACGAAAAGGCCAAAAAUCAGGAUGAAGAGCUCCGAGCAGCCUUCAAAGUCUUUGACAAAGAACACAAAGGCUACAUUGAGUGGGACACACUCAAGUACGUGUUGAUGAACGCUGGAGAGCCACUGAACGAGCAGGAAGCUGAACUGAUGAUGAAGGAAGCCGACAAGGACGGGGACGGAACCAUAGAUUAUGAAGAGUUUGUGGCGAUGAUGACCGGUGAAUCCUUUAAACUGACAUAAUAAAGUCUGUUGGAAGA
Messenger RNA from Sphaerodactylus townsendi, 667 nucleotides. It is a transcript of the gene CALML6, whose product is annotated as calmodulin like 6. Bases 183 to 650 code for a protein of 155 amino acids. Gene Ontology annotation, cellular component: myosin II complex. The transcript has 5 exons. NCBI's taxonomy places the organism in Eukaryota, Metazoa, Chordata, Lepidosauria, Squamata, Sphaerodactylidae. The record is from RefSeq and is a predicted model, not a curated record. Gene Ontology annotation, molecular function: calcium ion binding.